CGCCGCCGCCGGAAGUUCGGGCUCUGUGAUGGCGGCGCUCGGCUGGGAGCUGAGGUGGUCGGCGGCGGCCGGGCAUGAGCGAUGACCCGACUCCUGGGCGUGGUGCACAGAGUGGCUUUGGCCAUUGUGGGCUGCAGUAGCCCGAGCUGCCGCAGUCUUGCCAUGUUCUAUGCCGUGAAGAGGGGCCGCAAGGCCGGAGUCUUCCUGACCUGGGAUGAAUGCAGAGCACAGGUGGACCGGUUUCCUGCAGCCAGAUUUAAGAAGUUUGCCACAGAGGAGGAAGCCUGGGCCUUUGUCAGAAGGUCUGCAAGUCCCAGUGAUUCAGGAGGGCAAAAAACUAAACAAGUAGAAGAACCACAAGUGAAAGCAAGCAAGCGACUCCGUGAGCCCUUGGAUGAGGGUGAAAAGGCAGAGCCGUGUGCAAAGCACGUGAGACAGAGCACAGAGCCACCACCUCCAGUCAGCAAAGACACCUUUUCUUACAUGGGGGACUCUGUGGUCGUCUACACCGACGGCUGCUGCUCCAGUAACGGGCGCAAGAGGGCCCGAGCAGGAAUCGGCGUUUACUGGGGGCCGGGCCAUCCUCUAAAUGUAGGAAUUAGACUUCCUGGGCGACAAACAAACCAAAGAGCAGAGAUUCAUUGUCGAAAGUUGGAUGGUCUUUUCAGCAUGAAACUGGUGUGUUUCUUCAAGGCAGCCUGCAAAGCCAUCGAGCAAGCUAAGGCUCAGGACAUCACUAAGCUGGUUCUCUGCACGGACAGUAUGUUUACCAUUAACGGCAUCACCACCUGGGUGAAGGGCUGGAAGCAGAAUGGCUGGAGGACCAGCACUGGGAAGGAGGUGACCAACAAGGAGGACUUCGCGGAGCUGGAGCGGCUGGCUCGGGGCAUGGACAUUCAGUGGAUGCAUGUUCCUGGCCAUUCGGGAUUCAGAGGCAACGAAGAGGCGGACAGAUUGGCGCGAGAAGGCGCGAAGCAGCCCGCAGACUGAGCAGGUGCUGCAGCUCCUGGAAACCCUAAGCCGUGGCCCCUGUCCCCUUUACUUUCCGGAGUGAAGAAUAAAGCUACAGGCUGGGCCCCACCGUCUGUGGGCAGACCCGCCUUUCAGACUGAACCCAGAAGGCGGGCUGGCGGUCUGUGGUGUGUGCAGCAAAGCCGGUUGGAUGGUUCAUAAACUGAACAUCCGUUCAGAUUUGAGAAUUUUGUGAGAUCUUAGCAUUAUGCUUUAUCGGGCUUGAUACUGUUCUCAUUAGCUGUAUUGCAGUUUGGACAAAAAUGUCAGGGCCUUGGUUUCACAAGGACAAGGUCAUCACGGGUUUAAAAACGCAGGCGAGAAGUCUAGGUGUUUUCUGAAAGCGUUCAUUUGCCUUCCAGUCGGCAGGAUGGAGUCAGGACUCUCAGGUGGACCUGUGCCUUCGUGGGGUUGGAGGAAGGUGCAGCCCCCCCCACCCAGGACCCAGGACCCAUGCCCAGCCAAGGGGACGUGGCUGCGCCUGGUGAGCACGAGGGGGGCCGCCUGCUCCCGUGGUCCCGGCUGCGUGCCCGCCAGGUAGCAGCGGUCACGGCAUCUGAAGACUGCGGUUGUAGAUGAAUGCUGUAAAAGUGUCUUUGGUUAUUUUUGUUAAAAGCACCUUGAAAAUGAAAAACUUUAACGUUUUUUUCUUCUAUUACAAAUUUUGUCAUAAAAGCAUGCAGAAAAUGAUACAAAAUAAACGGACAGCUUAUUGAA
Messenger RNA from Dama dama (fallow deer), 1728 nucleotides. RefSeq names its product ribonuclease H1 (gene RNASEH1). The record is from RefSeq and is a predicted model, not a curated record. NCBI's taxonomy places the organism in Eukaryota, Metazoa, Chordata, Mammalia, Artiodactyla, Cervidae. Gene Ontology annotation, molecular function: RNA-DNA hybrid ribonuclease activity; nucleic acid binding; magnesium ion binding. The coding region runs from base 82 to 990 and encodes 302 amino acids. The transcript is spliced from 8 exons. Gene Ontology annotation, biological process: DNA replication, removal of RNA primer.